Pisolithus orientalis is the source of this 1911-nucleotide messenger RNA. RefSeq lists its product as uncharacterized. Gene Ontology annotation, cellular component: membrane. Gene Ontology annotation, biological process: transmembrane transport. The coding region runs from base 1 to 1911 and encodes 636 amino acids. NCBI's taxonomy places the organism in Eukaryota, Fungi, Basidiomycota, Agaricomycetes, Boletales, Pisolithaceae. The transcript is spliced from 9 exons. The record is from RefSeq and is a predicted model, not a curated record. Gene Ontology annotation, molecular function: myo-inositol:proton symporter activity.
AUGUUCAACGCCUAUGGCUCAGGUUCACGUAUCGACGUCACGCAUGACGAGCGUAUGUACAAUCAACGUGGAUGUUUCCCGCAGUCAGGCAGGCGCACAAGAUGUAUAGGAGGUGUCACCCUGAACUUGGAAAACCCGCUGCGGGGUAUUGCUCAUGAGCACCUUAUGACGGAGGUCGAAAUAUUCGCUCGAGAAAGGGGGUUGAUGCAUAUACUUGGCGAAUUGAAAAAAGGUGCUCUUCUCGCCCAGGACUCUCAAGCCUACAAGCGCUAUAGUAUCUAUUCGGACACAGAUAUCAAUUGUUUGGAGGACGAGGUGCACCACAGGUGGUCUCAAACUGGCGCGCUCUACUACGUGGUUGUUAUGUCCUCACUGGCUGCUGCAAUCCAGGGCAUGGAUGAAACUGUGGUCAAUGGCGCUCAACUACUGUACGCCAAACAAUUUGGUAUUUACUCUGCUAGUGCGCUCCCAAGUCGUGAAAGUUGGUUGGUUGGUGUCGUUAAUUCUGCACCGUAUCUAUGCUGCGCAACAUUUUCAUGCUGGUUGACCUAUCCAAUGAACCAAUGGCUUGGACGGAGGAAGACCAUAUUCAUCACUUGUUUGAUCUCAUUCGUUACCUGUGUCUGGUCUGCCUUGACUGGUAGCUGGUGGCAUCUCUUCAUCGCAAGAUUUUUCCUUGGUAUCGGCAUUGGUCCAAAGUCUGCAACAGUCCCAGUGUAUGCUGCAGAAUGUUCCCCGGCCGCAAUCCGUGGAGCACUUGUCAUGAUGUGGCAAAUGUGGACAGCGUUUGGCAUCUUUCUGGGCACUUUGGUUGAUCUUGCCUUCUACUAUAUUCCAAAUCGAGGUGGUAUCGAAGGUCUCAACUGGCGCUUGAUGCUCGCCGCUGCAGGUAUCCCUGGGCUGAUAGUCUGCCUACAAGCCCCAUUUGCACCAGAGUCUCCUCGUUGGCUGAUCAGUAAGGGUCGCUACGAGGACGCCUUCAACGAACUCUGUCGCCUUCGUUUUUCGCGCGUGCAGGCUGCGCGUGAUUUGUAUUAUAUCCAUGUCUUGUUGGAAGCAGAAAACGAGAUGAAAAAAGGCAGGAAUCGUGUGGUAGAAAUGUUCACGAUUCCACGGAACAGGAACGCGGCGUUGGCAAGUUGGAUAGUUAUGUUUGCUCAACAAUUCUGCGGGGUAAACGUGAUUGGCGCGUCUGAUUCCACCCUUUCAUACUAUUCAUCAAAUAUAUUCUCCCAGUCGGGCUUUUCAGACCCUGCCGCCCUGGCAGCGUCGCUCGGCUUUGGGGCCUUGAACUGGCUAUUCGCUCUCCCCGCUGUCUUCACGAUUGAUACCUUUGGACGCCGUAAUCUACUCCUGACCACUUUCCCGUGCAUGGCCAUCUGUUUAUUGGUAACCGGUUCCGCUUUCUGGAUUACUUCUAAGAAUGGACGGCUUGCGGGUGUCACCAUAGGAAUGUAUCUCUUUACUAUAUUCUAUUCUCCUGGAGAAGGCCCCGUUCCAUUCGUCUACUCCGCCGAGGCGUUCCCCUUGUAUAUUCGAGAUAUUGGCAUGUCCUUUGCAACGGCAACGACAUGGUUCUGGAAUUUCACGCUAUCCGUCACGUGGCCCUCGAUGUCAAAUGCGUUCAAACCUCAAGGUGCUUUUGGGUGGUAUGCGGCAUGGUGCAUGAUUCUUUGGGUCCUCAUCCUCCUGUUCGUACGGGAGACCAAGGGAAAAACUCUCGAGGAACUGGAUCAAGUCUUCUCGAUACCCGCCAAGACACAUGCUAUUUACGGGACCAAACAGAUCAUGUAUGGAAUCAAGAAGUACUUCUUGUUUCAGAGCCCACCCCCAGUAAAUCUUUACGAGAUGGCAGUGCAAAACGAGAAGUGUGCUGCCAGGUGUGAGGGUCCCCAGAAUCAUGUACAGUAG